This is a messenger RNA of Salvelinus fontinalis (brook trout), 13154 nucleotides long. RefSeq lists its product as uncharacterized. Gene Ontology annotation, biological process: DNA integration. Bases 6129 to 8573 code for a protein of 814 amino acids. The record is from RefSeq and is a predicted model, not a curated record. Gene Ontology annotation, molecular function: nucleic acid binding. The transcript has 2 exons. Lineage: Eukaryota; Metazoa; Chordata; Actinopteri; Salmoniformes; Salmonidae.
AGAGAGAGAGACACUGCUAGAAGAGGUCUCAGGGAGAGAGACACUGCUUGGAGAGGUCUCAGGGAGAGAGACACUGCUAGGAGAGGUCUCAGAGAGAGAGACACUGUUAGGAGAGGUCUCAGAGAGACCGUGCAUCCCGCAAAGGCGGAGGUGUUGCUAACAUUUACGAUAGCAAAUUUCAAUUUACCCCCAAAAAUUACGUUUUCGUCUUUUGAGCUUCUAGUCAUGAAAUCUAUGCAGCCUACUCAAUCACUUUUUAUAGCUACUGUUUACAGGCCUCCUGGGCCAUAUACAGCGUUCCUCACUGAGUUCCCUGAAUUCCUAUCGGACCUUGUAGUCAUAGCAGAUAAUAUUCUAAUUUUUGGUGAUUUUAAUAUUCACAUGGAAAAGUCCACAGACCCACUCCAAAAGGCUUUCGGAGCCAUCAUCGACUCAGUGGGUUUUGUCCAACAUGUCUCUGGACCUACUCACUGCCACAGUCAUACUCUGGACCUAGUUUUGUCCCAUGGAAUAAAUGUUGUAGAUCUUAAUGUUUUUCCUCAUAAUCCUGGACUAUUGAACCACCAUUUUAUUACGUUUGCAAUCGCAACAAAUAAUCUGCUCAGACCCCAACCAAGGAGCAUAAAAAGUUGCGCUAUAAAUUCUCAGACAACACAAAGAUUCCUUGAUGCCCUUCCAGACUCCUUCUGCCUACCCAAGGACGUUGAGGACAAAAAUCAGUUAACCACCUAACUGAGGAACUCAAUUUAACCUUGCGCAAUACCCUAGAUGCAGUUGCACCCCUAAAAACAUUUGUCAUAAGAAACUAGCUCCCUGGUAUACAGAAAAUACCCGAGCUCUGAAGCAAGCUUCCAGAAAAUUGGAACGGAAAUGGCGCCACACCAAACUGGAAGUCUUCCGACUAGCUUGGAAAGACAGUACCGUGCAGUAUCGAAGAGCCCUCUGCUGCUCGAUCAUCCUAUUUUUCCAACUUAAUUGAGGAAAAUAAGAACAAUCCAACAAUUUUUUUUUUUUCAAAUAUUUUUUAUUGAACACACACAAGACAGGUAUACAAUUCUUAUCUAAACAUAAAAGAGCAGACAGAAACAACAAGACACAGAGUUCUGGGUACAAAACAAAUAUUACAAAACAAAACAAGACAUACAGAACAAGGACAGGUAGAAAGAAAGAGGGUAGGUGUCACCCCCCACUUAUUCCCCCCCUUUAUCCCUCCCCCACUUCUUCCCCCCCUUUAUCCUUUCCCCUUAUUCCCCUCCCGACUGCUCGGGUGGCGGUGCCAGCACAUGCUGCCCAAAGGUGGAUUAAAAUAUUACAAUUGAGAGUGAGUUAAAAAGUACAAAUUCACAGCGCCGAAUGGUCCAAGUAAGAGAGGAAAGGCUGCCAGAUUUGAUCAAAUGUUGAUAGUGUAUUGUUCCGAAUAUAUCUAAUUAUUUCUAAGUGUACAGUGUUUGCCAAUUCGCUGAGCCAUAAUUUGGUAGUGGGCGCUUCCCUCUUUUUCCAAAACAACAAGAUUAGUUUUUUUGCCGAAAUGAGACUAAGAGAUGAGUUGUUUUUGAGGGUUGGUUAAUCCGUUUAGGGAAUCAGACACUCCCAGGAUUAUCAGAAGCGGGUCUGGGUCAAUUGAAGUCUCCAGAACUUCAGAGAGGAUCCUAAAAAUUCCACACCAGUAACCAUACAAGCUAGAGCAUAGGGCAAAGCAGUGGAGAAGUGUACCCUGUGCAGCCUGACAUUUAUCACACAUAGGGGAUGUAUCAGGAAAUAUCCUAUGCAGUUUGGUUUUGGAAUAGUGUAAUCUGUGUAAUACCUUGAAUUGAAUGAGACGAUGUCUGGAGUUAAUGGAGCAGGUGUGGAUAUACUCCAAGCUAUCUUCCCAGUCUGCCACCGAAAUGUCAAUCAGUGGUGAACCAGGUGGAACAAAUCUUCCAGGCAAUCUGGGCGUGCCAGCACCUGGCUCUACUGUUGUCUUUAGACCACAGUGAAAGGAGCAUUUAUAGCACCACAAGACCAAGGAAACUUCAUCUUUGUGAUCAAGGUGACUGUGCAAGUCCAAGCCCUCCACAAAACUGUGAAAGACAGCCGGUAAGCGCCAUAUUGGCCAUGCUUUGCUAGACUGACUUAAGCAGUGCACUGCUAAUGAUACUCUGGAAAACACAGACUCUUAACUAUUAACUUUGAUAGGACUUUUGCAGUAGUAUUUAUAACUUCAAAUGUUGUUUGUGGGGUAUAAAGGAAAAGUAAGACGAGCUAAAUUCAUUGUUGACAAAGAACUUGUUUGAAAUGGUUAAGUAAUUUAAACUUUGUAGAAAUCUUAGUAAACCAAGUUCUUAAUUCAGUAACAAAUGUAUAGUCUAAAAAAUCUUUGGCUAAAAAAUGUAAGAUUUGUCUGCUUAAAACUACUGAUUAGAAAAUAAAUGUAAUGUUUUACUACUAAAAAUAUUUUGAAUGUAUUUGGCUAAAAUGCAAAUUUAGAUAAAAAUAUACUGAUUCUGCUCAUUUGAUUAAAAAUGGUGGGUUUCUAUUUUGGGAAACAUUUGCUUAAAAGUGGAAACCUUGUAUUUUAUAAUGGCAGAAAUGUGUUUAUCUGAGAUGAAUGUGGAUAAUUUUGUGUAUUUAAUUAGGCUGUCAACUCAAAUAAUAACUUGUAUUUGUCAUCUCUUUUUUGAGGUUUUUCACCUGUUUACUGCCAACCAAAGAAUGGUAAAUAAAAGACAAACAACUGAUUCCAUGGCUGUUUAUUGAGUGAAAUCCAGUUAAAAUCUUCAUGUGGAGGGACUGUCCUUUUCAAGUGGGGAAUUGCACAAGAAAGAGGUCAAAUUUGGCAGUGAAAAACCGUGGCUCAAGACUGGAAAAGGACCAGAAAAGUGACCACACGUGUCCAGAGAGACAAGUAAAGACUGUUCCCGCCUGCUGCUGUGAUUGAAAUGGCUGAUUCAUUACUGGUGGAGCAGCUAAAGACCGCAAGGACAUCAGCGAAGCGUCAGUUUUCCCGUCUGGCCAAUAAUGUGCUACGAAUGCAUACAAUAAUGUCAGAAGAGGAGCUCAGAGACAAUUUUAGGAAGCUCACUGCAGAAGCUGGCAAAGUCCUGGAAGCCAACGAUGAUGUAGAGGGGCAAUGUAUUGAAGAAAACUCUGAUGCAGAGGAGUUGAGCGAGCAGCAGAAGUCUGACUUGGUCAAAACAGCCAAUGAGUGUGAGAAAAAACUGCAAGAGCUAAAGGACCUCAUACAAAAGACAUUGUGGGCCAAUUUCGGGGAAUAUGAACUGACACAAGCAAUUACAACAGCAGAGUCACAAUCAGAAAACGUGGGAGCUGUGGACCCAAGUAAAAACCCAGAUGCAUAUCUCUUCAUGAUCGGACAACUAGAGAAACUUGUGAAGGCUGCGAAGGAGGUGCAUAAACAUUGGAAGUGCUGGGCCCCCCCAGCAGAGCAACAACAUUUCCAGAGUCGUAUCAAAGACCUUGAAACUAUCCUGCCAAAUCUCACAAUAAGACGAGCAGACUUUACAGGGGCAUACGUUAGAGGAGAAACCAGCAGAUUGAGUACUACUUCAAACAGUUCUGUGGCCACACCAGCAAUUAAAUUAAAGCCUGCUGCCCUCCCAAAGUUUUCUGGCAUCCGCCGAGAGUUUCACCGGUGGAAAAAAGACUGGGAAGCGCUCCAGAUGCAGGGAGAACCUACUGGAUCCAGAGAGGUUAAAAAGUUCCAACUUCUCGACAGUGUGGAUGAGAAGACCAUACGAGACCUUCACCUGACAACUUACACAACUGCUGAAGAGGUUUUCCGGGUCUUGGAGAACCGCUUUGGAAAUAAGACAACUGUAGCCCUUGAGAUAGUAGAAGAGCUCAGAAGACUCCAAGCAGUUAAAGGUAACCAGCCCAGGAGGAUUGUUGAGCUCAUCCAAUCAGUAGAAAAAGCCCUGGUCGAUCUGAACGAGCUUGGCAAGACCGGUGCUAUAAAGAACCCUCUUGUAACAAAGACAAUAGAGAGUAAACUUCCUGAUGGCCUGAUGAAGGAAUGGCUUCUUCAUGUAGCUGGCAAAGUUGAUGAAGCUGAAGAAGAUAAGCGAUUUGACUACCUCCAAGUUUCUUCAAGGUCAAGAAGCCAUCUAUGAGAAGCUGGACCAACUGAGAGAGGAGGAACCAAAACCGAAAUCUGAACCUCGGCAAGCUCGAACCAGAACCUCCACCCAACUAAGCGACCAGGCUCAAGGAUGUGUGGUCUGCGGAGACUGCAAGCAUAAGAAAAGGCUAUACUUCUGCCAAAAGUUUCGCACGCUUAAGCUGUCAGAGAAAAGAGAUGCUGUCAGGAAGCUGGGAGCCUGCAAAAGAUGCCUGGAGAUUCACAAGGAAGGUGACUAUUGUAAAUCAGAGUUUCUGUGCAGGAGGCCAGACUGCAUAGAACAGCGUGCUGCAGAACACCACUAUUACCUCUGCCCGAGAGCUGGUACAUCCAAAGGGAAUGUUGUCCAGAGGUCCAAUAAUAGCAAAGUGGGAGGUGACACAAGAGAGCGUUAUACCCAAGCCCAAGAAGAGUUCAUUAAAAGUCUCUCACCCGAACUUGCAGAGAAGGGUUGCAAUGCCUUUUGCAACACUAUAGCUAGAACCUCUCUUGUGUCCAACCAACCCAGUCUUCUAGCAGAGAAUGGAAUAGUGGAGUGGCCAGUCAUCAUGAUGCUCUUAGAGGUCACGGCCAAUGCAGGACAAAAAGUUGGGACUUUGAUCGACCUGGCAUCGGAUACAAACUAUAUAACUCAUGAUGCAGCUGAUCGAUUGAACCUUAGAAGUGAAGCCAUAACCCUUGUUGUCCAUGGUGUGGGAGGAAUGAAAGUUCAAGUCACCACAAAACGGUACCUCCUAAAGAUCCGGGUCCGCACAGAGCAAGGCAAUGUCAGAUCCCACCAACUCCUCUGCUAUGGUUUGGACAGCAUUGCAGAGAUUCACAAACAUGUGACAGCCAAAAGACUCCAAAAAUUCUUUUCAGAUGUCCCCCAAAAUGAACUUGUUAGACCAAGACAUAUACAGCUUUUGAUAAGCCAUAAGGAAGGGCGACUGGUCCCACAGAAAAUACGCACUGUUGGGGACCUUGUGCUAUGGGAAGGGCCAUUGGGAAAGACAAUUGCAGGGACACACCCUGGUCUGUUUGAAGAGGCUACAGUUACAGCACACCAGUCCAGAGCGCACUUCACCAGAUCCAUGAGAACAGCAGCAUUGAUGUAUAAAGAACAUAUCUGCGCCAAACCUACCAUCAAGUCUUCUUAUUCUGCUAUUUCCACUCAGGAUUUUAUUGAGUGGUGGAGAUGGGAUAGCAUUGGCGCCCCCUGCACCCCAAAAUGUGGAGGAUGUCGCUGCUGCAGUUGUCAACUUGGUGGCAAAGAAAUUACUCUGGCUGAAGAAAGGGAGCUGGAAGUUGUUAAGGGUGGCCUGACUUAUGUUGGUGCUGAUGACCACAGUGAUAGUCCACACUGGCAUGCAAGGUAUCCAUGGCUCAUUGACCCAUCUACAUUGCCAAACAACAUAAAAGCAGUGGAGGCAACCUUUCUCAGAACAGUGCGACAGCUUGCCAAAGAACCGCAGUGGAAAAAAGCCUAUGGUGCUCAAGUCCACGAAAUGGUUGACCGCCGGGCUGCAAGAAAGCUGACCAAAGAGGAUCUAACCAACUGGAAUGGACCUGUCUGGUAUAUUAGUCAUCUUAUCGCACCAAACCCCCACUCUGUUACAACUCCGGUAAGACUUGUCUGGAACAGCAGUCAGAAGUACAAAUGCCAAAGUCUCAAUGACCUUCUAAUGAAAGGCCCUGACGUUCUAAAUCCGAUUCGAGCUGUCCUCCUCAAGUUCCGCCAAGGCUCCUACGCCGCUCUAGGAGACGUCAGAAAAAUUUACAAUUCUGUGUGGCUCGAGGAGAGGGAAGUCCAUCUACACCGGUUCUUGUGGCAGGAUUUAGAGGGCGAUGAGGUAGAACAAUACGCCAUAACCAGAGUGAAUAAUCGGGGACAAGCCAGCAGGGUGCAUAGCACAACUGGCCAUGAGGGAGACGGCUAACCUGCCUCAAUUCAGCCACCUCACAGAUGAAUGCCAAGUAUUACAUGAGCACAGCUACGUCGAUGACAUCUUGACAUCCCACAACUGCCAUGAAAAACUCAGUCAUCACAAAGAAUGUGAAGCUGAUUCUAAAAGCAGGAGGGUUUGCACUGAAGCCUUGGGUCUUCUCAGGCCAAAAUAAAGGAGAAAGAGAAAAGACAUCACCAAAUAUUGUUGUCCUGCCAAAUCAGCUUAAGGAGGAAGACAACAAGGCGCUCGGUCUCGGCUACAUUGUGGAUGAAGACAUGUUGCAUGUCAUGGUGAGGGUCAACUUCUCCAGGCGGAAGAAAAAGAUGAGACUUGGGCAAGACUUACUGCUAGAAGAAGUACGAGCACAGACACCAGACCCGCUGACAAGACGUGAACUGCUGAGUCAAGUUGCUGGUUUGUACGACCCAGUUGGCCUGACAACGCCAUCAAAGCAAAGAGGGGCUAUCUUGGUCCGAAGGGCAUUCCAAGAGGCAAAAUCAAAGUGCAGCAUGGUCAAGGACACAUGGGACCUUCCCCUGUCGGAUGAGCUCCGCAAAGAUGCAAUUGGAAUUUUUGAGGAGUACGUCCAGCUAAGCAAAGUAAUGUUCCCAAGAGCUCUUACUCCACCAAAGGCAACAACUGAACCAGUCGCUGUCACUUUUUCAGAUGGCAGUGAAAGCUCCUAUGGUGCUGUCCUCUACCUGCGGUGGAACUGCAACAAACAAUUAACAAUUCGACUAGUGGAGUCAAAAGCAAAGCUGACACCACUAGACCAGAAGGGGGAUGCAGUCAAAGCAGAACUUUGCGGUGCAGUCUUUGCAAGCCGCCUGAAAAAGUACUUUGAACAGCAUACCCAGAUCCAGAUAAAAAGGUGGUACCAUUUUUUAGACAGUCAGACUGUUCUUGGAGCUAUCCAGCGAGAAAGCUAUGGAGUUCAGACUUUCUUCGCUAAUAGAAUUGGAGAGAUCCAAGAGAGCACACGGCUACAGGACUGGUGGUGGAUCCCUGGACCAUUAUGCAUAGCCGACAUUAUCACUCGAGGAGCUGGGCCAAAGGAUCUUGAUGCCCAUUCAGAGUGGCAGCAAGGGCCAGAGUUUCUAUAUCUUCCAGAGAGCGAGUGGCCAAUUAUGUCGACAAAAUAUGUGUCUGUGACAGCUCGAGAGAGCAUUAACAAUAUGCAAAAGAAGUCAUUUGUGGCAGCACUCACCAGAGCUCAAGCGAAAAGAAGUCUUCCAAGUCUUGUGGGACGAUUUCCUGCUGGUGCAGCUGUCCUAAACUUGGUGGAUGAGAGGCGCUUUAGUAGCCUAAAGUGUCUAAUCAAGACUGUUGCUUUUAUCUGGAGAGCCGCCAAAAAGUUUAGAUCUGCAACAAAGUCCAUGGAGACCCCAAAGUGGGAGGCGAUUCCCACAAAAGGAGUUAUCACCGCCACAGAACGUCAAGAGGCAAUAAGAGACAUCUAUCUUGCUGCUCAAGAGGGGGUGACGUUCCCAACUACCACUACGGACCGCUUGGUUGUGUACAGAGAGCCAGAAUCUGGGUUACUAGUCUGCGGUGGGAGAAUCCAUGGCUUCAGGGAGGAUGGCGCUGCAGUUCCCCUUCUGCCUUUCAAUGCAUGGGUCUCUACUUUAUUGGCACGGGAGGCGCACGAUGAAGGUCAUGAAGGUGUGGCUGCAACCCUGCUGAAAAUGAGGAGGAAAGCCUGGGUCAUCCAAGGAAGAAAAAUUUCCCAAAAAGUAGUUGAUAACUGCCUUUUCUGCAAAAAGUCAAGAGCAAGAAGGUGCGAACAGGUAAUGGCUGACUUACCUGCUGAAAGAGCCACACCUGCAGCUCCGUUCGAGUUCACUACAGUCGACCUCUUCGGACCGUACCUUGUCAAAGAUGACAUCAAGAAACGGGUCUCAAUGAAAGUGUGGGGUGUCGUCUUCAGCUGUAUGGCCAGCAGGGCAAUUCAUGCAGACCUGGUCAACACAAUGUCGACAGAGAGCUUCUUGAUGGCUUACCAACGCUUUACUGCAUUUAGAGGGCACCCAAGAAAGAUCUGGUCCGACCCGGGGACAAACUUCAUCGGUGCCAAACCUAUCCUAAGAGAGCUGUACCAGUUCCUGGAUGCUCAGAAUAGAACUUCAAUAGAAGAGAUGUCGGCUCAAAAAGGUACCAAAUGGGAGUGGACAAUUCACCCUGCUGACUCACCUCACCGAAAUGGGGCUGCUGAAGCCGCUGUUCGCAUUCUCAAGAAGGCACUGCAGAGCCUGGGCAACAACACUGGCCUUAGCUACAGCGAGCUUCAGACAACACUACAACUUGCUGCAAACCUUGCCAACGAAUGCCCAAUAGAUGCCAGGGUGCAGAGCCAUGAAGAAAGCGUGCAGUAUGUGUCACCCAACACACUUCUCCUGGGCCGGGCCUCUCCAAGCGGUGAGAUCAGAACAUUUGACUUUGCGAACUACCCUUACAAGAGAUGCAGAACCAGGUCAACAAAUUCUGGAGGUCUUGGAGCCAGCUUGCCGGCCCAAACUUAUUUCUGAGAAGUAAAUGGCACACUUCAUAUCGCAACGUUGCUGUCGGAGAUAUUGUCUGGUUGUGUGACCAAAAUGCAGUGAGGGGCCAAUUCAAGCUAGGACGGGUGGUGAGCGUUAAUCCAGAUGCUAAAACACUCAAGUGUUUUAGUACAAUAUCUCUUGACACAAUGAUAAAAAUAAUCAUAGCCUCUAAACCUUCAAGCGGCGUACUGGACCCUAUUCCAACUAAACUACUUAAAGAGCAGCUUCAUGUGCUUGGCCCUCCUAUGUUGAACAUAAUAAUAAUAUAUACAUAAACCGGAUGUGUACCAAACUCACUAAAAGUGGCAGUAAUAAAGCCUCUCUUGAAGAAGCCAAACCGUGACCCAGAAAAUAUAAAAAACUAUCGGCCUAUAUCGAAUCUUCCAUUCCUCUCAAAAAAUUUAGAAAAAGCUGUUGCGCAGCAACUCACUGCCUUCCUGAAGACAAACAAUAUAUACGAAAUGCUUCAGUCUGGUUUUAGACCCCAUCAUAGCACUGAGACUGCACUUGUGAAGGUGGUAAAUGACCUUUUAAUGGCGACAGACCGAGGCUCUGCAUCUGUCCUCGUGCUACUAGACCUUAGUGCUGCCUUUGAUACUGUCGAUCACCACAUUCUUUUGGAGAGAUUGGAAACCCAAAUUGGUCUACAAGGACAAGUUCUGGCCUGGUUUAGAUCUUAUCUGUCAGAAAGAUAUCAGUUUGUCUCUGUGAAUGGUUUGUCCUCUGACAAAUCAACUGUACAUUUCAACUGUACAUUUCGGUGUUCCUCAAGGUUCCGUUUUAGGACCACUAUUGUUUUCACUAUAUAUUUUACCUCUUGGGGAUGUCAUUCGAAAACAUAAUGUUAACUUUCACUGCUAUGCGGAUGACACACAGCUGUACAUUUCAAUGAAACAUGGUGAAGCCCCAAAAUUGCCCUCGCUAGAAGCCUGUGUUUCAGACAUAAGGAAGUGGAUGGCUGAAAACGUUCGACUUUUAAACUCGGACAAAACAGAGAUGCUUGUUCUAGGUCCUGGCUUACUGGUACUCUUUCAUGAUGUCCCUAGGAGGGGUGCGUCACUUGAGUGCGUUGAGUCACUGACGUGAUCUUCCUGUCUGGGUUGGCGUCCCCCCUUGGGUUGUGCCGUGGCGGAGAUCUUUGUGGGCUAUACUCGGCCUUGUCUCAGGAUGGACCUGAGCCCUAGGACCAUGCCGCAGGACGACCUGACAUGAUGACUCCUUGCUGUCCCCAGUCCACCUGGCCGUGCUGCUGCUCUAGUCUCAACUGUUCUGCCUGUGGCUAUGGAACCCUGACCUGUUCACCGGAAGUGCUACCUGUCCCAGACCUGCUGUUUUCAACUCUCUAAUGAUCGGCUAUGAAAAGCCAACUGACAUUUACUCCUGAGGUGCUGCACCCUCGACAACUACUGUGAUUAUUAUUAUUUGACCAUGCUGGUCAUUUAUGAACAUCUUGGCCAUGUUCUGUUAUAAUCUCCACCCGGCACAGCCAGAAGAGGACUGGCCACCCCUCAUAGCCUGGUUCCUCUCUAGGUUUCCUCCUAGGUUUUGGGCUGCAUUGCUUGCUGUUUGGGGUUUUAGGCUGGGUUUCUGUACAGCACUUCGAGAUAUCAGCUGAUGUACGAAGGGCUAUAUAAAUACAUUUGAUUUGAUUUGAUUCAGAGAGAGACACUGCCAGGGCAGGUCUCAAGGAGCAAGACACUGCCAGGGGAGAUCUCAGGGAGAGAGAGUGCAUACAGUACUGGACAAGGGCACAUUAGUGAGAGGCGACAGAGUCCAGUGCGUCAGCUGGCCCACUCACAGCCUCCCCUUAGCCCACUGAUUCCAAAGCAAUCACUCAAGGUGAAACUGGACUGGCCCUUACCCUGGCCCGAGGCUGCUGCACAAUACAGCUGAUCCCACUAAUAUGAAGUGAUUGCACAUACUUGAGUCCACAGACGGAAGCUGUUGGGCGUCAGUAAGGCGGUGAAUUAUGUAAAUGCUCCAAUUAGCUGAAUUCAAUAAUUGGGCAAUUAGUUGAAUGGCACUUUUAGGUAUUCAAGUUGCACAUGUGGGGGUAAACAAGGUGGUUUGUCUAACAGUUACAUUAGUUGUUACAUCCGUUGACCUCUACCCUCUUAUUACGUACCGUAUAAUUCCUUCCUAACCAAGGGGGAUUUUAGACUAUGACUCUAUGGAUUCAGGGGAAAUCCCUACAUGCGAUGUUCAUUUUAGUAACAUAGCAUUUCAUCAGUUGACAAUUUUUUGGUGUCUGACAGACUGUACAGAUCAGACAUGUCUGCCACUGAAGCUUUUAUCGUCCUAUUUUAGGCUUGACAUCUUUUUCUCUCUCUGUCUAUUCCCCUCCCCCUCUUUAUUUUUUUAUUUUUUUAUUUUUUUACCAGGUAAGUUGACUGAGAACACGUUCUCAUUUGCAGCAACGACCUGGGGAGUAGUUACAGGGGAGAGGAGGGGGAUGAAUGAGCCAAUUGUAAACUGGGGAUUAUUAGGUGACCAUGAUGGUUUGAGGGCCAGAUUGGGAAUUUAGCCAGGACACCGGGCUUAACACCCCUACUCUUACGAUAAGUGCCAUGGGAUCUUUAAUGACCUCAGAGAGUCAGGACACCCGUUUAACGUCCCAUCCGAAAGACGGCACCCUACACAGGGCAGUGUCCCCAAUCACUGCCCUGGGGCAUUGGGAUAUUUUUUAGACCAGAGGAAAGAGUGCCUCCUACUGGCCCUCCAACACCACUUCCAGCAGCAUCUGGUCUCCCAUCCAGGGACUGACCAGGACCAACCCUGCUUAGCUUCAGAAGCAAGCCAGCAGUGGUAUGCAGGGUGGUAUGCUGCUGCUCUCUGUAACUCCCUGGCUGGGAAUCCCCAUUUAAGGCAGCCAGUGGAGGCUGCUGAGGGGAGGACAGCUCAUAAUAAUGUCUGGAACGGAGCAAAUGGAAUGGCAUCAAACACAUGGAAACCAUGUUGGAUGUAUUUGAUACCAUUCUAUUAAUUUCGCUCAAGCCAUUACCACGAGUUCUUCCUCCCCAAUGAAGGUGCCACCAGUGAAGACUGGCUAUGGAUUUAUCCAACUCCAGCAUAGGGAAACGAGACAGAUUCUCUAACCCUGUGAGAUGUAUGGGGAUAUAAUCAUCUUAAUUUUAGCCAGGGAUUAAAAUGAAGAGAGGUGUUUGUUGCCUGAGGCUCCUACACGUCAGGUGGGUCUGGCAAACCCCCUUCUCCUUGCUGUCGGCCCUGGUUAGCUACGGCUGCAGUAGAGGGCUCCCUCGGCUCCAAGCCUCUCCUCUCUGUUAGCAUUAAAUCUGCCGUGCUCAGGACUAGGGUCUGGUUCUCUGGUUCUGUAACAUGUGUUGUCACAAGGUAGGCCUCUCUGCCAGACCAGAGACAGAUCCCCCUCUCUCUCUUUCUUGACUGAUAGAGGAGGUUUAGAGGCUGUUUUUUCUGCAGCAGAGACUGUGUGUUAUCAUGCUCGGAGAAAGUCAUCCAUCAUAAGUGCGUGGAGGGACAGAGCCAUGAGGAACGUGGGAAUUGAGCUAGCUGCCAGACCUCCGGGCCUGGAGAAGCAGUGGGGAGAGGCAGGGCGGCUGGACAUCCCUGUCUUCUCAUUAGCCACAAAGAUCAGUCACAUUCAUCAUCAAGACACACAGUAUACAGUAUUUUUACUGUGAUGAUUUCUCUGUUCUGUACAGUAUGUUCUUAUGUGUCUUAUGCCUGUUUUCAAGGGUCUGUUUUAAUGGCCCCAAGUGGAAAUGGACAAUAACAUUUUAGGCCUUUUCACACUGCAUUGUUCUGAGCCCCCGGCUAUCUUAGCCCUGGGCUAGUUUAGCCUGUGUUCACACAAGCAUUUGUUAAACCUGGGCUAAGCUUUAGCCCUGUGGUAAGGAUUCACACUUGUAUUCCAAAGCACUGCACUCUAACAAAUUGUUGUACAUUUAGAGCAAACCUUUUAGUUAGCUACUGUAACUCUAUAUUAGAGUACAGUACUGUAAAGAGCAAUGCAUUAUGAGGGCUCAAUGGCAUUCUGCUACACUGCUGUAGAAUUACAACAAUUUUACAGUAACAUUUUACAGGUGUGCCUUGUAAGAGGCUAUAUUUGUUGCACCCUAUUAGUGAGAAUGCUGUAGCCCACAGAAUGCAGUACCAUACCAUAUUUUUGUAUAUUCAUCCUGUAAAUAUACAGUGGGUGCAUGGUAUUGUUGUGGCUCAUUAACAAAUUUUGAGGUGUGCCUUGUAAGAGGCUAUAAUUGUUGCACCCCUUAGUGAGAGUGCUGUACAAAUUUAAGUGAUAUGGGGUAGUAGUUCCCUAACAAUUAAAUGUAUAGGGGACAGAUUAUGGGACGGAUCAGAGUAGCUGCAAGUCUUGAACCUUUAGUGGUUGGAUAUUAAGCCAUGUCCUUUUUGAUAUGUUUUGCAAUGCAAUCACAGCCAGUUUGGGAGCUUUUGUUUAGGCUUCUAGAAGUACAAGUGAUAUAAAACACCACAUAUUCAUAAAUAGGCUGUAAUAUACAAAUUCCUAGCAGCCAACCUGCUUGUACUAAUCCCAUGUAAUUAUAGUAAAGUACUGUAAAAUAUCAA